Messenger RNA from Nilaparvata lugens (brown planthopper), 585 nucleotides. Its product is annotated as serine/threonine-protein kinase S6KL. Gene Ontology annotation, biological process: protein phosphorylation. NCBI's taxonomy places the organism in Eukaryota, Metazoa, Arthropoda, Insecta, Hemiptera, Delphacidae. The record is from RefSeq and is a predicted model, not a curated record. Gene Ontology annotation, molecular function: protein serine/threonine kinase activity; ATP binding.
CUUGUUGGAACCAUUGCCAAAGGCGCUUUUGGAAGAGUGUUCAAAGUUUUGAAGGUUGAUAAUGAUGAAGUUUACGCUAUGAAAGUCCUAUCCAAAGCUAGGAUAAUAUCUGAAAAUGCGAUACAACAAGUGAAAGAUGAAGUACGGAUACAAUCCAUGUGCGGGCAUAAUCCUUUCAUCGUCAACUGUCCUUAUUUCUGGCAAACCAGGAAGAAAUUAUUUAUAGUUAGUAACUUUGUAAGCGGUGGAGAACUUCUAUCUCUUUGUCAAGUGUACGGCUCGUUACCAGAAGAACUUGUCGCUAUUUAUGUUGCCGAAAUAGCAUUAGCUUUAGAUUUUUUACACAAUUCGGGUGUUAUUUAUCGAGAUUUGAAGCUGGAAAAUGUUCUUCUAGACGAAGAGGGCCAUACUCAACUCAUUGACUUUGGUCUGGCAAAAUGGCUACCCUACAAUAAGAGGACUUCAACAAUAUGUGGAACUCUUCAAUAUAUGGCUCCUGAAAUCCUGAGCGUUGAGAACGGAUACAGCCACGCUGUGGACUGGUGGUCUUUGGGUGUUCUUGCCUGUGUGCUGAUUACUUCAAAG